Molecule: messenger RNA, 1387 nt
Organism: Monascus purpureus
Lineage: Eukaryota; Fungi; Ascomycota; Eurotiomycetes; Eurotiales; Aspergillaceae
Source: the annotation of a GenBank genome assembly
CUGUAAUAAUAUAAUACUGGCUCAUUCCGUUUCUCCUCCAUCGACACUUCCUGCAUCUUGCCGGUUUGUCUGCAUCCUGCCCCCGCCAUUGACACCCAUUCAGUUCCUGACCAGGAGCCUCUACAUCCUCGUCCUGUGUCUUGGUUUCUCCUUUCGCUUAGAAACCUAGCCUUCUCACCGCAUUUUUCUCCUCUUCCUUUUCAUCUUCUCACCCUCUUCAUCCUCGUCUGUAGUUGUUUCCUAUUUUGGGUUUUGUCAACUACUGGUUCCAGCCCUAUUGCAGCCAAUCACUUCACUGGGACGUCAUAGCCCUUCCUCCUUAUCAACCAUGUUGUCUGCUGGCGAGCUACCUCAACCAUCUCACCAUGCUGCCGUGGUAAACGGUUCUCGCCUUUCCGUCUCCAAGAUGUCCACUGGCUAUCGUACCACUCCUCCCCCUCGGCCAGAUAUGACCAAUGGUCAACCCCAGGUGCCACAUUCUUACGCUCCGCCAUCACAUCCUGAAUCUGAGUCUUCCGGUCCGCAUAUCCAGCAUAUCUGGGUCGUAACCGGCCCUGCAGGCUCGGGGAAGAGUACAGUCGGCGAGGAUAUUAAUAAUGCAUUGAAACUGCCUUUUCUCGAAGGUGACGAUUACCACCCACGAAGCAACAAGGAGAAAAUGGGCGCCGGAAUCCCCCUCACCGAUGAAGACCGCUGGGACUGGUUAACCUCCCUCCGCGAAGCUGCCGUCAAGGUCCUACCCCCCUCCGAGGAAAACCACUAUCAACCCCCGGACGGCGUCGUGGUCGCCUGCUCCGCCCUGAAGCGAAAAUAUCGUGACGUUGUCCGCGUCGCCGCCUACGAGUGUCCCAAUGUGAAGAUCCAUUUCAUCUACCUCAAACUCGACAAGGAGGCGCUCUACGACCGUCUGGAACAUCGCAAGUCCCACUACAUGAAGAGUGGAAUGGUUAACUCGCAGCUUCAGAUUCUCGAGGAGCCUAGUCCCACUGAAUGGGAUUCUACCACCGUCGAUGCUGAUGCAUCUCCCGAUGUUGUGCGGCAGAGAGUGAGGGAUGUUGUUUCGGAGAAGUUGGCUGAGUGCCAGUAGUUUCUUCCUUUCCCUUUUUUUGCCGUUCUGAGUUUCUGUAAGAAUUGGGGGUUUUAUCUUUUUUUAACUUGUUUGAACAUUGGAGUUUGGAUGGUGCAUAUAUUGGGGUUUUUUUGCCCUUCUUUUAAUAUUGUUUCUAUUGUUUCCUGCUGGGAUUCCACCGUCAUCUGUCGAUGAUGUCACCAUCAAAAGCGGAAAUAGAGUCUGCACCAGUGUCUGUUGGCAACAUUGAAGAUUGUCAAUAGCGGAAUUAUUUCUCACGAAUUAUAAAGAUACUUGAAUGAACAUAUUAGGAGAAAU